Messenger RNA from Episyrphus balteatus (marmalade hoverfly), 1210 nucleotides. RefSeq lists its product as uncharacterized. Lineage: Eukaryota; Metazoa; Arthropoda; Insecta; Diptera; Syrphidae. Gene Ontology annotation, cellular component: membrane; cytoplasm. The record is from RefSeq and is a predicted model, not a curated record. The transcript has 6 exons. Bases 512 to 1093 code for a protein of 193 amino acids.
AGUCAGCAACAGAUAUUGUUGAAUGUGGUGUAGUUGCGCAUUUAUAUUUAUUUUAUUUUCUGUUUAGUAUUUUGUCAAGUUCAAGAAAAAAAGGCAUUUAAUGCACAAAGGCGAAAUCAUUUUUUUUAUUAACUAUUAUAAAACAAAUAUUUUUGCAUAUUAAAACGUGAACGCGUAACGGCCAUAAAAACGUUUGUUUUAAUUUUUAAUAUUAUGCCACAUAACUUAUUAGCUAAUCACUUUUUAAGAUUUCAUUUCCGGAUAAAUAAAAAUAAGUGGAACUAAUACUGGAAGUGACGGCGUGAUUAGGUAUUAAACCUUGCAGUACCUAUCUUAUGAAAGCAAAACCAAAAGUGCCAAAACUCCUAAACUUUAAAAGCUUUAUACAAAGGACCAUCCUAGUCCCAUAGGAAGCUUAGUUGCAUGAAAACACGGAUCAUAAAAUCUUUUGCAAAGACAUUGAAUAAACUUCAUCAUUUUAGUCAGCAAACUAGUUCUCAAGGAUUCAAAUAUGAUGAUUAAACGGUUCGUGGCUUUUACACACAAACAUAAGAUUGUGAGAGGGAUUUUGUCUUAUGGUACACUAUGGCCUUGCGGGAGCCUAAUCGAACAGACGCUAAUAGAAAAACGAAAUUUCAAAACAUAUGACUGGGUCAAAUGUUUAAAAUUUAGUUUAUUUGGAGCAUUCUUUAUGGGACCCACAUUAUAUGUUUGGAUGCGGCUCGCAGCAGUUAUGUGGCCAAAAACAGAUUUAAAAUCGUCUUUGUGCAAGGCCAUCACAGAGCAGGCAUCAUACGAUCCAAUGGCAAUAUCAACGUUUAUGUUUACUAUGAGCCUUUUUGAUGGAAAGACUGUUGAAGAAGCUACGUGGGAAGUAAGAAAUAGGUUUUUUGAGGCCUAUAAAGUGGGCGUCAUUUAUUGGCCGUGUGUGCAAACAGUAAAUUUUACAUUCAUUCCUCGUCAUAACCAAGUGGUGUUUACAUCAUUCUUUAGUAUGCUUUGGACUGCGUUCUUAGCAUAUACAAAAUAUUUAGAAUUACCUAAUGUCGACUUGGACCAUCAUGUAGUCGAUAUUCAUUUUUUAGAAAUGUAGUGUUUCAAAAAUAUAAUGAAAUGUAAUCUUAAGGACAGAAUAAUGUUUGUAGUAUGCACAUUCUUUCAGUACUUUAGUUUAUAGAAAAAUAAAAAAUCAUCCUUAAAAAAACCUAAA